AUCAUGAGCACCAAACAGCACACGCAUCUGUAUCAUCCAUCUGUUUCAGCUUUUGCCAUCAAAAACUGGAAGUUUAGUGUUCAGACUACUGCUUCCACUCAUCUUAAACCUUACACAAAUCUCAGAUCUCAGAUUCUCACUCAGUGUUUCCCAAACCCACAGAAACAGUGUGAUUCUGUUCAGAUUUUAUUGAAGAUGCAACAGAAAUCAAACACACAGCUCACUUUUCACUUGUGUUUUCCAAAAUUUCAGAAGAACCAGACUCUCAUACCAAUUUUGUUAGUGCAAGGUGAUGAAAUUGAAGAAGAAGAGAGAAAAUGA
Vicia faba (fava bean) is the source of this 321-nucleotide messenger RNA. The record is from the annotation of a GenBank genome assembly. Lineage: Eukaryota; Viridiplantae; Streptophyta; Magnoliopsida; Fabales; Fabaceae.